Setaria italica (foxtail millet) is the source of this 1786-nucleotide messenger RNA. Its product is annotated as probable membrane-associated kinase regulator 2. NCBI's taxonomy places the organism in Eukaryota, Viridiplantae, Streptophyta, Magnoliopsida, Poales, Poaceae. Bases 187 to 1428 code for a protein of 413 amino acids. The record is from RefSeq and is a predicted model, not a curated record. The transcript has 2 exons. Gene Ontology annotation, cellular component: plasma membrane.
UGCACCUCCCCACUCCUCUGUCCUCCUCAAAAGGCUCCCCCCCAAAAAAGAGUCUUUUUUUGAGCGUUGAGAGUCAAGUGAACAAGAAUCCACUGGUGAGGUGAGUGAGCGAGUGAACAAGAAUCCACUGGUGAGGUGAGUGAGCGACUGAGCGAGCGAGCUCUGUGCCACUCUGCUGCGCGCGCCAUGGAGUCCUUCAGCUUCCUCAAGUACCUGCGCGGCGGCGUGGUCGCCGGCACCCAGCGCGCGCCCGUGGCCGCAACGACCAUAGCCGCGUCGGCGUGCGAAGACGGCGGCGGAGGUGGAGCAGGAGCUGGCGGCGGGGACGUGGAGGACGACGCGUCCUUCUUCGACCUGGAGUUCGCGGUGCCCGGCGACGAGAGCGCCGCGUCGGACGCGGAGGAGGAGCGGGUGGAGUUCAACUUCGCCGUGGCCGGCGACGACGUCGCGUCCGGCGGGGGCGAGGUGGUGGCCGUGGACGCGGUGGCCGCGCCGGGUGCCGCUGAGACCGGCGACAACGGGAAGGAGGGCGCGGAGGCGGACACGGCCGAGGCCACGCCGGCUCCGCCGCCGGCGUCGCUGCUCCGUCCGGCGACCAAGUUCCGCGUGCUGCUGCUGAAGCUGAGGAAGCCCAAGGUCGCCGUCCCGGCGGAGGGGAACGGCGGCGCGCCGGCGCCGGCGCCGAAGCCGGCGAGCCGGUUCCUGAUAAAGUUCCGGGUUGACGAGGCGCCGCUUGUGUCGCUGUUCACGCGCGACAACAGCUCGCGCACCUCCGACGCCGGCGCCUGCGCGGACCGGCCCGCGGCGGCGGCGGCGGUCCCGGUGGCACGGCAGCCCCAGGACGCGUCGACGAUCACCGCCGAGGAGCGUCGGUUCGCGAAGGAGGUGGUCCUGAGGUACCUGAGCAAGAUCAAGCCGCUGUACGUGAAGGUCUCCCGGCGGUACGGCGAGCGCCUCCGCUUCGCGGGCGGCGCGAGCGAGGGCGAGGAGACAGACGCCGAGCCCGACCUCCCCGCGCCGUCCCCGUCCCCGUCGCCGUCCCCUUCCCCGGCGCCGUCGUCCCAGCCCCCGGCGGCCGCGGCCCCGGCGGCGCCGCAGCCGGUGGUGGUGGCGUGCGGCGUGCGCGCGCCACGCGCGAGCGUCCCGGCCGGGCUGAAGCAGGUGUGCAAGCGGCUGGGGAAGAGCCGGUCGGCGUCGUCCGCCGUGGCCGCGGCGCCGUCGCCUCCGGCGGCCGGCACCCCACAGCAGGCGCCGCAGCGGCGGGACGACUCGCUGCUGCAGGUGCAGGACGGCAUCCAGAGCGCCAUCGCCCACUGCAAGCUCUCCUUCAACGCGUCCAAAGGGUCGGAGUCGCCGCUGCUGCGGUCCAUGACGGCGGGGGACGGCGGCCGGGCGGCCGACACCAUUGACGGCGGCGACGGCGCGUGAUCCGGCGACACGAGGACUCGAGCAACGGCGACCGCCGUCUAGUAGUGGCAGUAUUAGCGUAGUAGAUGGUGGUAUUAGCCCGAUGAUGAUGGCUUAGGAUUAAACAAAGGCGUGCAUGUGUGUGGUUGUCUCGACGUGGCCGAAAGAUUUUGUCUUUAGGGCCGCGCUGGGCUCCUACUAGCGUGUACCUACAUGCAUGAUCUCGCCGUCAAGUUGGAUGAUAGGAGUACUUGUAGUGUGUGUGGUGUGUGGCUGGUGGUCAGCUGCCGUGGUAUGCAAUGGGAGUGUGUAAAAUAGUGGCCAUCGCCCAUGUGAAGUGAAGUCGCUUUCUACUAGUACAUUGCUCCUCCUUUGUGUC